AUGAGAUCAUUAAAAGAGGCAAUUCAAAAGAGAACCUCUCUGUUCAUCGCUCAUCGAUUAGCUACCAUAUAUGAUGCCGAUAUAAUUUACGUAUUGGACCGAGGCCAAGUCAAAGAGUUCGGUUCGCAUGAUGAACUUAUGCGACGUGACGGGUUGUAUGCGCAGCUCUGGAACAGCCAACAUCAAUUAGAAACACCUGUACCGGCUGAUUGGAAUAAUGUAUACUACAUAAUAACUGUAGGAAGUACUGUCGCGAUGUUUAUGGUGAAUGCAGUAUCCAAUAGUCAAGUGCGAGGUGAAAGUCUUCACGAAGGACUUUUAGGAACGAAGGGUUCGCGCCUUUGGUUAAUGGCAGCGUUCGUGCUCUCGUUCGCGUCACUGGUGGCAGCCACUUGGGUGCUUUUUAGCGACUAUGUACUUCUCACCGGAGAUCAUCCUGUGUGGCCAGGAGUGGCUCUUUUCCUUACGAAUUUCAUAAUUUUUGCUUCAUCUUGUGUGUACAAAUUUGGUCGUACCGAAGAAAUGUGGGGAUAA
Molecule: messenger RNA, 534 nt
Organism: Cooperia oncophora
Lineage: Eukaryota; Metazoa; Nematoda; Chromadorea; Rhabditida; Trichostrongylidae
Source: the annotation of a GenBank genome assembly